AUCAAUAUCAUCUCUGGUGCCUUCAAAAAAAAUUUUAAAAAAAAUCAUUUCCUUCCCUCCAUCCACAUAUUAUUCUGCUAACGCCCAUUGCUCAUAGAUUUCAGGCGGUAUUCAAUUCAAGUUCCAAGAGCAGGGAUGGUCUUGGUUACGGCCCGAAAUUUCAGACUCUCUGCAGUUUCAAAUUCACCAAUUCUUCCAGAGACUGGCUUCAGAUGGUCUUUAAUCUUGCCUAGAAAAAUUUCCUUCCCAUUUGUUGAGCAUCCGCUUCCUUUUAAGUUGAGUAAUCCACUUAUAGUUCAUGCCAGAAAGAGAAAUUCAGAAUCGGAGCCAGUUCUCAAACGAAACAUUGUCGAGGAAGUGUCGAUGGACGAAGAAGAGGACAUUUAUCUCGAUGAACUUGAAGAUGAUGAGAUAAUGGACGAUGAUGGCGAAGAUUACUUUGAAGAAGAAUAUGUGGAGGAUAAUAAUGCUGAAGUUUAUGUAGGGGAUGGGGGGGAAGGAGGUGGAAUUUCCCUUGCCGGGACAUGGUGGGAUAAAAAAGCACUGGCUAUAGCUGAAGAAGUCAUUCUUUCUUUUGAUGGCGAGUUGAAGAUUUAUGCCUUCAAAACAGUCUCUAAUUCCACUGUUCAAGUGCGCAUUGAAAAGCUUUCGAACAAAUCUGGUUCCCCCAGUAUGGAAGAUAUUGAGGCUUUUUCUUCAACAUAUCGAACACGAUUGGAUGAAGCAGAGCUUGCUAAAUCUGUGCCAGAGAACAUAUCUUUAGAGGUCUCAUCUCCUGGGGUUGAACGGGUUGUUCAGAUUCCUGAUGAGCUGGACCGGUUCAAAGAAAGACCAUUGUACGUGAAAUACACAAAUGAUAUAGCUACAGCUGGUUCCUUCUCAGAGAGCGAUGGGGUUUUCAAACUUGUGUCGUUUGACUUGGAAGCAAGAUGCUGUUCUUGGAGUUUAGCAGACGUGAGGAUAAAUAGAGAGAAGGCAGGGAAAGGAAGACCACUAAGCAAAAAGCAAAGAGAGUGGCGUUUGGAGACUCCCUUUGAUUCAUUACGUUUGGUUAGGUUGUAUUCUGAUUUUGAUAUGUAAUAAAAUUUUGGUUGGAAUUUGGCACCCCUCAUUCGAGGUGUCAUACCCCUCGGUUGAUUUUAAGAUCGAAAA
This is a messenger RNA of Momordica charantia (bitter melon), 1152 nucleotides long. RefSeq lists its product as uncharacterized. Gene Ontology annotation, biological process: ribosomal small subunit biogenesis. The record is from RefSeq and is a predicted model, not a curated record. NCBI's taxonomy places the organism in Eukaryota, Viridiplantae, Streptophyta, Magnoliopsida, Cucurbitales, Cucurbitaceae.